Lepidothrix coronata (blue-crowned manakin) is the source of this 1293-nucleotide messenger RNA. Its product is annotated as A disintegrin and metalloproteinase with thrombospondin motifs 10-like. Gene Ontology annotation, molecular function: metallopeptidase activity. Bases 237 to 1121 code for a protein of 294 amino acids. The transcript is spliced from 6 exons. Lineage: Eukaryota; Metazoa; Chordata; Aves; Passeriformes; Pipridae. The record is from RefSeq and is a predicted model, not a curated record.
AAUGCCUGAGGUCCGGAUUAGCCCGUGCUGACCCCGCUGUGCUGGUCCAGGCCCAGGACCCUGCAGGGACACUCCGGCCUCGCUGCCCUGGGAAGAGCACAGAGCGGCCAAGGAUGCCUGCGGAGGGACCGAGCACUCCUGUCUCCACAUAAGCAGUGCCUGAGGGAGAGACAUGUUGGGACAGCGCCCUCCCAGCUGGCACAAUUCUCCCUGCACUGAGACAAGCAGCGCUGACCAUGGCAGUGGCUUGGAGGCUUCUCAUGUGGACUGUCAUCCUCGCUGCGGCCAUGGGCACCUUCCCUGCUUACAAGUCACAAGAGGAGUUCCUCUCCAGCCUGGAUCACUAUGAGAUCGCCUUCCCCAUCCAAGUGGACCAAAACGGGGACUUCCUCACCUUUGACAUGCGGAGGCAGCUGAAGCCGCGGCCCCGGCGCAGCCUGGGCUCCCUGGCCUACGAGCCCUCCGAGCAGCAGGUCUUCUACAAAGUCUCUGCCCACAGGACCCAGUUUCUGCUCAACCUGACCCUGCACUCCAACCUGCUGGCUGAGCACUUCACUGUGGAAUACUGGAAGCGGGAUGGCAUGGACUGGCAGCACGACUUCCACGAGGACUGUCACUACGCUGGCCACCUGCAGGACCAGUACCUGAGCUCCAAGGUGGCCAUCAGCAACUGCAACGGGCUGCACGGGGUGAUCGUGGCAGAUGAGGAGGAAUAUUUCAUUGAACCCCUGAGCCCUGGAGCCAACGUCAGCACGGGGGGAGAGGGCAAGGGCAGCCCCCACGUCGUGUACAAGAGAUCAUCUCUCCAGUACCCCCACAUAGACGCAGCCUGUGGAGUGCUAGAUGAGAAGCCCUGGAAGGGGAGGCACUGGUGGCUGAGGACACUGAAACCCUCCCCUCUGAAACCAGCGGGCAACCACAGCCAGCGGGGGCAGCUGCCCCUCAAGAGAUCCGUGAGCACCGAGCGCUACGUGGAGACCCUGGUGGUGGCUGACAAGAUGAUGGUGGGGUACCACGGCAGGAGGGACAUAGAGCAGUACAUCCUGGCCAUCAUGAAUAUUGUCAGGUUGCCAAACUUUUCCAGGACUCGAGUCUGGGCAAUAUUGUCAACAUCCUGGUGACCAGGCUAAUUCUCCUCACCGAGGACCAGCCCACACUGGAGAUCAACCAUCAUGCCGGGAAAUCCCUGGACAGCUUCUGCAAGUGGCAGAAAUCCAUAGUGAACAGGAAUGGCAAUGGGAAUGCUAUCCCUGAGAACGGCAUAGCCAACCACGACACUGCAGUGCUGAUCAC